This is a messenger RNA of Melanotaenia boesemani (Boeseman's rainbowfish), 1147 nucleotides long. RefSeq names its product piggyBac transposable element-derived protein 3-like. The record is from RefSeq and is a predicted model, not a curated record. The transcript is spliced from 2 exons. NCBI's taxonomy places the organism in Eukaryota, Metazoa, Chordata, Actinopteri, Atheriniformes, Melanotaeniidae. The coding region runs from base 81 to 1100 and encodes 339 amino acids.
AGGUACGUCCUCUCUAUGAUGCCAUACACCGGAGAUGCUUAGAGCUUCCACUUGAAGAGAACCUUUGCAUUGAUGAACAAAUGGUACCAUUUCGUGGAAAUCUGUCUGUCAAGCAAUACAUCAAAGGCAAGCCACAUCCCUGGGGAGUGAAAAUAUACUUUCUGUGUGGGAAAAGUGGCAUAGCCUAUGAUUUCCUGUUGCACCAAGGAGCUACAAUGGAGAUAUCACAGCAGCAAAGAAAGCAGCUGGGACUUGGAGCUGGAGUGGUGUACCAUCUCAGCCAGCGAAUCACAGAGGCCAAUCACAAGUUGUAUUUUGACAACUAUUUUACAACGUACAAUAUUCUGGAGCUGCUGACUAAGAGGAAAAUUCAUGCUGCUGGGACAGCAAGGGUCUCUCGUUUUGCCAGACCUCCUCUACAGUCUGACAAAGAGAUGGCUAAAAAGCCACGAGGAAGCUAUGAUGAAGUUGUAAGCUGUGAUAGAAAGGUGGGACUGGUCAAAUGGUAUGACAACAGACCAGUUGUCAUGGCUUCCAACUUUGUUGGUGUUGGCAGACAGGAUGAAGUCCGGCGGUGGGACAAAAAGAAGGCCCAGUUUGUGAUGGUUUCCCGUCCAGAGGUUGUCAAGCUGUACAAUGAAGCAAUGGGUGGUGUUGACCUGCUUGAUCAACUCGUCAGUUUGUACCGCACAGAAAUCCGGUCAAAAAAGUGGACUCUGAGAAUGAUCACACAUGCUUUUGACCUUGCUGUUGUCAACAGUUGGUUGGAGUACAGGCUGGACUCCAAGAGGGCCAAUAACCCAACAAAAGACAUCUUGGAUCUCCUUCAUUUCAAGAUGAAUGUGGCCCAAUGUCUGGUGAGAGUUCAAAAAACAGUGGCAUCAAAACGUGGAAGACCCAGUAUGUCUCCGGACCCACAGAAUGCCCCUCACAGACCACCUCACCGGCCAGUUCAGGAUUCAAGGCCUCUACCUGAAGUUCAGUAUGACAUGGUUGACCACAUGCCAAAUUAUGAUGAAAAGAAAGAGGCCACCAGAUGCAAGAUGCCAGACUGUACCGGAAAAACACACGUCUGCUUCAAGGCUGCUCACCGAAAAUGAGUCCAUGGAAACAUCCAGAAGUGUGAUGUCUUCUGCAGGGCACAUUC